Ipomoea nil (Japanese morning glory) is the source of this 812-nucleotide messenger RNA. RefSeq lists its product as uncharacterized. The record is from RefSeq and is a predicted model, not a curated record. NCBI's taxonomy places the organism in Eukaryota, Viridiplantae, Streptophyta, Magnoliopsida, Solanales, Convolvulaceae. The transcript has 3 exons. Bases 137 to 595 code for a protein of 152 amino acids.
UCCCCAAGUCGAAGUCGAACAAAACUACAAUCGCCGUAAUCGUGCCGUCGCCGCCUCCAACCUCCGCCGCCGUCGCCGCCUCCAACCUCCGCCGCCGUCGCCGCCUCCAACGUCCGCCGCCGUUGCAGCCUCAUCCAUGCUCAGCUCGUCGCCUUCUCCGUCUCUGCUCGCUACUGUGAUUAUAUAUAUGGUGAAAGGGGUUGAUAAUAAAAUCCCAAGCAACAGAGAAUGUUGGGGGAUUUUAGUAUUUGUUUACAGAGUUUGUAUACUAUUGAGCAGAAAAAAGAGCAGGUGGUUGCAUUGGUUUGAUCUCUGGAAUUGGAGGAAUAAGGAGGGUCCACCAGCCUUGGUGGACCUACCUGAGGCUAGAAGCAGCAAUCCAAAGCCUCAAAGGUGGAGGGUUGUUGCUGCUAGAUGGUGCAGAACAGAAUCUGAACUGCAGUUCCAGAUCUAUUUGGUUGCAGAAGUUGUAACAUCCCAAGUCUUUAUUAAGAGGAGGGAUGUUGCAGCCAUGAUGUUGAUUCCUCCUUGGAAAAUGAUGCAUAAGGAUGACUAUAAUAAUUGGGUUGCUAGAGCUCUUGAAAGGAAAAAGUGAAGAUCCAUGGGGCUGAGUGGACUCUGGUGGUGAGAUCUGAAGUCUAUAACUGGAAUGCAGACAGAAAGGUUUGGUCUGCAGAAGCUGGUUAGCUAUUUGAUUUGCUGCUUGUGCUGGGUAUCUGAGUGUGGUGCUCAAUACUUGUCACGUAAUGUGCCUAGGUAUAUGUGUUAAAACAUCCAUACAUCCAUACUAUGCAUUUUCUGUAGCUUGAUAA